Daldinia caldariorum is the source of this 1353-nucleotide messenger RNA. Its product is annotated as NAD(P)-binding protein. The coding region runs from base 1 to 1353 and encodes 450 amino acids. Gene Ontology annotation, biological process: ergosterol biosynthetic process. Lineage: Eukaryota; Fungi; Ascomycota; Sordariomycetes; Xylariales; Hypoxylaceae. The record is from RefSeq and is a predicted model, not a curated record. Gene Ontology annotation, cellular component: endoplasmic reticulum. Gene Ontology annotation, molecular function: 3-beta-hydroxy-Delta5-steroid dehydrogenase (NAD+) activity; 3-beta-hydroxysteroid dehydrogenase [NAD(P)+]/C4-decarboxylase activity. The transcript has 5 exons.
AUGUUCGAGGUGGCUGGCCGAACGCCAGAUGAGGUUAGGAAGUUGUCGGCUUCUCGCUGGACGAAGGACCAACUCAAGGGAGCUUAUAGACGGUUGCAAGAGAACCCGAUAAAUUAUGCUAACAAACUUCCGCCUAAAUUAGAGCGUCGCUACGUUGUGACGGGAGGCUCAGGGCUUGUGGGUGGCUUUAUCGUGCUCCAACUUCUAGCUCGCGGCAACUCCCCAGAGGCUAUUCGAAUCAUUGACAUUCGGAAGACCGAGCGCAAUGAUAUGUGCUCUGGACCGGCUACGGAGGUCGAAUUCGUACAAGCUGAUAUCACAUCAUCUAAUUCUGUCGAUGCCGCUUUUGCGCGUCCCUGGAAUCCAAGAGUGUCGCAUUUACCGCUGACGGUUUUCCAUACCGCGGCUGUCAUUCUAGCUUCCGAGAGGUCCGGAUUCCAGUACGCAUUCCCGGAAGCCGUCAACGUGACGGGGACAAAGAAUGUGUUAGCGGCCGCCCGCAAAGCCGGUGCCGAUAUUUUUAGCUCCACAUCGUCCGGAUCCAUAUCAAUCCGGCCGGUCGAACCGUUUGUACCUCCUUGGGCAAGCUCGCCCCGGAACUUUUGGCAGAUCCUGGAUGUGCAAGAUUUUGAUGCUCCUUUGAGAGAACGCAAGGGAUACUAUGCCAAUUACCCUGCUUCGAAAGCUGUUGCGGAGAGAUUCGUUUGCGGUUCAAGUAGCGAGAAAUUUCGUACGGGUUGCAUCCGUCCUGCGAAUGGCGUCUACGGAAAUCCGACAGAUAAUACCGUUGGUGACCCUCUCGGCAGAACAGUCAUACCUAGCUGGGUAUCACAUAUCGUACAGAGCUUCGUGCACGGGGCAAACGUAGCUAUCGCACACCUACAACAUGAGGCCGCUCUUAUUCAACCUUGGACAGAGAGCGCGAAACAGGCUGGUCGACCGUUCGUGGUUACGGAUCCGAACCCACCGAUCACGUAUAGUGAUCUGUAUAACGCGAUCGAAACCCUCUCAGUGCACCCGCCUCGCAUUAUCAAAGUGCCACCCGUUAUCAUGCUUCUGCUCUCGCAUGCGGUGGAGAUCUACACCGAAUUGCUAUAUAAGUAUCCGAUUUUACGCAGAGUAUUCCCCGGGCUUAAAGGGGAUAUAAAACACCUCAAGCCAGGAAUUUUCUCGAUUUGUACCCAUCUAGUCGCGUCUGAUGACGAGAUUAGGAAGCCGACUUCUCAAGGCGGUUUAGGAUACACGGGCGUGCUCACCACAAUGGAAGGGAUGGCGCUAGAGAUCCUAGAGUGGAAUGGAGAGCAUGUAGCUUUCAAUUUUGGGGUGGAUAGAGACAGAGGAUCUUCCGAUUAA